AUGAAGAGUCUGGUUGUGAAGGCUGCUGCCAUGUGCAUCGGGACGGUUCUCCUCGCCCACGCCUCGGCCCUCCCGCCAACCGCCGCGAACCCCGGCAUCCUCCUCCUCCCCCGUCGUCCCCCGCCCGCGGCGGCGCGGCAGGUCAAGGGCGACGACGACGACGACGACGACGACUGCACGGAGCGAUCGCUCGCGCUCCGGACGCUGCGCGUGUUCGGCGCGGCCCUCACCCGGUGGCAGCGGGCCCCCGGUAGCGGCGAGGCGACCGACCUCCGGUUCCGGCUCGGCAACGCGCUGGCGGGCGACAGCGAGCCGUGCGCGUCGCCCGGCACCGGCGCCGGCGCCGUCGUGUCGCCGUCCGAGUGGGUCAACUGCGUCCACAACACGCGCGACCCGACGGCGCCCCGGAGCUCGUACCGGUACGACGCGGCCGCCAACGAGCUCACGGUCCAGGGGACGUGGAUCUGUGGUGGCGGCGGGGAUUCUACUGGGAGUCCGCUCGCCAUGGACGCCUAUGGCGUGGGCAGCAUCCCUUUCGUCUGUCAAGAGUUGGCGGAUGCCGACGGCGCCCAGCAGUGCACUCAGGAGCACGAUGUGGAGAUCGAGGUCACCGUCUCGUCGCGGCCGGCUGAAAACCGGUGA
Messenger RNA from Gaeumannomyces tritici R3-111a-1, 642 nucleotides. RefSeq lists its product as hypothetical. Bases 1 to 642 code for a protein of 213 amino acids. The record is from RefSeq and is a predicted model, not a curated record. NCBI's taxonomy places the organism in Eukaryota, Fungi, Ascomycota, Sordariomycetes, Magnaporthales, Magnaporthaceae. The transcript has 3 exons.